CCUCUCACCCUCCCUCUUCAUCUCUUCUUCCCUCUUGGCCUGAUCCUGAGCGCCAACAUGGCGUGCCCCCUGGAGCAGGCUCUGGAUGUGAUGGUGUCCACCUUCCACAAGUACUCGGGCAAGGAGGGUGACAAGUUCAAGCUCAACAGGUCAGAGCUAAAGGAGCUGCUGACCCGGGAGCUGCCCAGCUUCUUGGGGAAGAGAACGGACGAGGCCGCCUUCCAGAAGCUCAUGAACAACCUGGACAGCAACAAGGACAACGAGGUGGACUUCCAGGAGUACUGCGUCUUCCUGUCAUGCGUUGCCAUGAUGUGCAAUGAGUUCUUCGAAGGGUUCCCCGAUAAGCAGCCCCGGAAGAAGUGAAAGCCCCCCCCGGGGGUGGGAGUACCCUACCUGUUGGCAGAGGGCACCGGCCCUCACCCCGGGCCCCCCAGAUGUGUGCACGUUGUGACCAAGUUCAAUAAAGAGUCUUAGAAGUUUA
Molecule: messenger RNA, 481 nt
Organism: Lontra canadensis (Northern American river otter)
Lineage: Eukaryota; Metazoa; Chordata; Mammalia; Carnivora; Mustelidae
Gene: S100A4
Product: S100 calcium binding protein A4
Exons: 3
Coding region: 58-363 (101 amino acids)
Biological process (GO): positive regulation of canonical NF-kappaB signal transduction
Cellular component (GO): perinuclear region of cytoplasm; nucleus; cytoplasm
Molecular function (GO): transition metal ion binding; calcium ion binding; RAGE receptor binding
Source: RefSeq, a predicted model, not a curated record